This is a messenger RNA of Aethalodelphis obliquidens (Pacific white-sided dolphin), 1920 nucleotides long. It is a transcript of the gene ITM2B, whose product is annotated as integral membrane protein 2B. Gene Ontology annotation, biological process: negative regulation of amyloid precursor protein biosynthetic process. The coding region runs from base 176 to 976 and encodes 266 amino acids. The transcript has 6 exons. Gene Ontology annotation, cellular component: Golgi apparatus; extracellular exosome; plasma membrane. Lineage: Eukaryota; Metazoa; Chordata; Mammalia; Artiodactyla; Delphinidae. The record is from RefSeq and is a predicted model, not a curated record. Gene Ontology annotation, molecular function: amyloid-beta binding.
GGUCUUGGUCUUCGUCCGGGAGCUGCGAGGCUGCAGGGCUGGUGCUGCAGUAUCCUGCGCCACCGCCACUUAGCCGUGCUCGGAGCCCGGCCGAGGAAGCUGCAGUCGCAGCCAGGAGCCCGCAGCCCGCGUCUCGAGCCCACCGCCGCCCUCCGAGGGCGCCCCAGACCGCGCCAUGGUGAAGGUGACGUUCAACUCGGCUCUGGCCCAGAAGGAGGCCAAGAAGGGCGAGCCCAAGAGCAGCGAGGAGGCGCUCAUCAUCCCCCACAACGCGGUCGCCGUGGACUGCAAGGACCCAGAUGAAGUGGUACCAGUUGGCCAAAGAAGAGCCUGGUGUUGGUGCAUGUGCUUUGGACUAGCAUUUAUGCUUGCAGGUGUCAUUCUAGGAGGAGCAUACCUGUACAAAUACUUUGCACUUCAACCAGAUGACGUCUACUACUGUGGAAUAAAGUACAUCAAAGAUGAUGUCAUCUUAAAUGAGCCUUCUGCAGAUGCCCCAGCUGCUCGCUACCAGACCAUUGAGGAAAAUAUUAAGAUCUUUGAGGAAGAUGAGGUUGAAUUCAUCAGCGUGCCUAUCCCAGAGUUUGCAGACAGUGAUCCUGCCAACAUUGUUCAUGAUUUUAACAAGAAAUUCACAGCCUAUUUAGAUCUUAAACUGGAUAAAUGCUAUGUGAUUCCUCUGAACACUUCCAUUGUUAUGCCACCCAGGAACCUAUUGGAGUUACUUAUUAACAUAAAGGCUGGGACAUAUUUGCCUCAGUCAUAUCUGAUUCAUGAACACAUGGUCAUCACUGAUCGCAUUGAAAACAUUGAUCACCUGGGUUUCUAUAUUUAUCGACUGUGCCAUGACAAGGAAACUUACAAACUGCAACGCAGAGAAACCAUUAAAGGUAUUCAGAAACGCGAAGUCAGCAAUUGUGCUAUGAUUCGGCAUUUUGAAAACAAAUUUGCUGUGGAAACUUUAAUUUGUUCUUGAACAGUCAAGAAAAACAUUAUGGAGAAAAAUUUAACACCACAGCAUAACCCCACCCUUUGUAUUUUGUGCAGUGAUUAUUUUUUAAAAUCUUCUUUCAUGUAAGUAGAACACAGGGCUUCACUGUUUUUCAUCUCAUUAACUCAAUUAAAACCAUUAUCUUUAAAAAAAAAUCUUUUUUUCUUUCCAGGUGUGGUGUCUUUUAUCUUGAAUUAGUAGUUGUAUGAAGUCAUAAGUAAUAGUACACUUCACCGUAGAUCUUAGGAAGAGUUUAAAUUUCAUUAAUUCAUUUAUCCAGAUUUUUAUGUUUUAAUUAUGCAUUUUCAAGAGGAGGGGUUAUCUAAUAAUCAUAUAUAUGCAUACGUAAAAAUGGACCACAGUGACUUAUUUGUAGUUGUUGCCCUGCAACUUAGUUUGUUAGAGCAUUUGAGCACACAUUUUAAUUUUCCUCUAAUUAAAAUGUGUAGUAUUUUCAGUGUCAUAUUUAACUAUUUAGAGUAUGAUUUCCACCUUGAUGUUUUAAUAUCCUAGGUAUCUGGUAUAAUAAUAUUUUAGAAAAUGUUUGGAAUUUAAGAAAUAACUUGUAUUACUAAUUUGUAUAAUCUAUACCUGUGCAAUGGAAUAUAAAUAUCACAAAGUUGUUUGACUAAAGGACUGUGUGUUGUUUUUCCCAUCUAAUAAAACCAAAGAGUAAUUUGGUUCUUCAUAUCUUGAGAUAAUCCAUGUUAAAGAAGAAACUAUUUCUUAAAAAUCCAGUUCUCUGUAUACAGUGGGUAAAGUCAAAGUUUUUUUAAAAAAUAAAAAACUUUUAAAGUAACUACAUUCUUCAUGGAUGCUAUUAAAGUAACAUCUAAGACUCAACCUUGAAAGAUGCUGUUUAAACAUUGUAGAAUAAUGCUUUUGUAUUUAAUGGAAGGGCUGUCAUUAAACCUGAACUUUCCAAGGAA